AGGCGCUUCAGAGUCAUCUAGCGGUAAAUUCAGUAGCUCUUAUUGAAAAAAGAUGGCGCUGCCAAAACUUUUAUUACUUAAAAUGAAAUGCAGAAGCUGAUUUCACGCAGUUAAAUUGGUCACAUUUUUCUCGUAAAAAACAUAUUGCUUUGUGUUAAAUAUAUCUCCACAAUACCUUAAGCAAUUUUAAUUAUAGAUGUACAUGACUUUUGAGUCAAAGAUGAUCGAUUCUAAUGCUGAAAAAAGCCUAGAAAGUGUUUGCAAUAUUAAUUAUUCUAGCAUUUCUAAAAAACUGUAUUGGCAUUGGGUGAUAAAAAGUCCAGGCGCAUUGCCACGAUGAAACUUUUUCGUCGUCAACACUCUUCAACUGAAAAGGUGUGCACGAAUUCAUAAUGUGUCACUGAGAGACAGCACGAUGACAAGUUCAGACCUACCUAACGGUCGUCUAGAUACACGGUUCCAGCCCAUCUUUGUUUGGAUGAAACUUUUGGGUAUUUCUCUGACGGAAAAUCAUCGUCAAUUUUGCGGCAUUUACGAUGGUUUGAUGUUCAGCUUAACCUUGGCCUCUAAUAUUGCCUCAAUGACGCUGAUGCUCUUUGAGUCAGAACGCCCGAAACAACAGGAUCGUUCCAUCACGUCCUAUACCUUUGCCCAAAUCCUCUACAUCGAAAACCUGAAUUUCAUCAUCCUGGUAAUCGGAGUUCACUCGAUGCUUUUGUGUCAAACUCGUCAUCGCUGGAAGAAACUCUGGGCUACCCUACAAGACGUUGAAGUACAGCUCAACAGCAAAAUUCUGAACAGAUCCUUCCUGAUCACCCUUCUUUUCAUUCCAGAAGUGAUAAUGAUUGUACUUGUCGUGCCUCUCGACAUCGUGGGGUUACCACAGUACCAACAAUUUGUAGAAUUUUUCUCGUGCGCCUCGAAAAUUUACCCAGUCAGUGGAAUGAUCCUUUUCUGUUUGUGCGGGUGGAUCGCUUCGGAUUUGCUUCACCUGAUUCUCGAAGAACUUGACGAAAAAAGAGAGCGUCCAGAUUUGAUAUGUUUGAAAGCGUUGAAGAAGCGCUAUCGUCAAAUCUGCCAGCUGAUUGAUGACAUUAAUCAGUGUUUCGGUAGCGUCAUCCUUAUCUUGAUUACCUACAUGAUGGCCAGCGUCGUUAUGGUCUGUUUCGUGGCUGCCGUCGAGUUCCAGCACUACGACUGGGUUGCCGUGCCUUGGCUCUACAUUCGCGACCUGGUUCUACUAAUUCAACACAUCAUAAAUCUUGGCGCCAUCACCUACAUCCCACAUACCAUUAAAAUUCAGCACGAAAAGAUACAGCUCGCCCUUGGACGGAUUGAAAUCGCUGACCGGAACAGCUCUAGUCGCCAGGAAGAGGUCUGGAUCGACUGCUUUUCUACGCAAAUUCUGCUAAGUUCAUUGUUUCCUUUGCAAUUUCAGCUGGAAUUUUUAAAAUGGGAUGUAUCGCAAUCCAAUGUUGAGGUAACGGCUGCAGGAUUAUUUGAUAUCACUCCACGGUUAUUUCCAAAGGUAUCGUUUAUAAUGCAUCUUUUUGUGAAUUUUAUUAAAAUUGAAUGCAAGCGUUUACAUUUAGUUGAUUGGCACCACGAUGACGUACGUCAUUAUCCUCUGGCAGUUCCAGUCAUCCGAGAAGCCGACGUGAAUUUACACUAACCGUAAAAGAAAACUUGUUUUUAAGUAGUAGCUAUAAUUUAAGAGACAUUGCACAAGAAACCGACCACGUCAAAGUUAUGACGAAAUUGUGAAGAGGAUAAAUGUCACAGAGAACGGAAGCCACACCCAACUUUAUGAUGACCUUUUCAAUUACUCCAAUGUUUUUUAUGCUAUCUGGAAAGAAACAAAACAAAUGCAUGAACGUAAUAUAAAGAACUUAUUGAAAUGAAAA
This is a messenger RNA of Daphnia magna, 1904 nucleotides long. Its product is annotated as putative gustatory receptor 2a. Lineage: Eukaryota; Metazoa; Arthropoda; Branchiopoda; Diplostraca; Daphniidae. The coding region runs from base 416 to 1672 and encodes 418 amino acids. Gene Ontology annotation, biological process: sensory perception of taste. Gene Ontology annotation, cellular component: membrane; dendrite; neuronal cell body. The transcript is spliced from 3 exons. The record is from RefSeq and is a predicted model, not a curated record.